CUCACGCUGUCUUGACUAGCGGGGAGAAGAGAAGAAAGGAAAAAAGGGAAAGCAUAGUGAAAGCGGCCAAUUGCGAGUAACUGGGAUCACGGCGCCCAACAGCCAACCAAGCGGCCCGCGAGAGGGUAAUAAGGAAACCUGGUGGGCUGUAGUCGGCGAGGAACCAAUGCACGCGAAGGGGAGGCGUGUCUUAGCUCUUCCCUAAGACCUCCCAGAGCAGGUUGUUGCGUUUUGGCUCUAAAGCUCAAAGAUCUCCGAAGUGCUUGUCAGUUUUCUAAGUCGGAGCCAUGGCGACAACAGCUCAGUAUAUUCCGCGGAAUAACUCAUUGCCUUCGAACCCACUGAUGCAUCCGGAUUCGGACAGGAUGCACCAGGGGACAACUUACAGAGAGGUGCAGAAAAUGAUGCACCACGAGUACUUACAAGGGCUAGCGACCAACACGGGACAUCCGAUGAGCCUAACGCACCAUCAGUGGCUGCCAACCUCCAAUACCGACUGGACCAGCGGCACCCACAUCGGGCAACCGGAGCACAACAAAGCCAGCGUUCAGAGCAGAGAGGACCUGGGGAACGGCUAUCACAGAUCGCAUCUGGUCCACCAGCCAACGCAAAACAGCCACCAUGGAUCAUGGGCACCGACGACGACGCACCACUUAUCCCCACUUUCUCCCGCCACAAACGGUCACCAGUCGCUGGUCUAUUCUCAAACAGGCUACACCAUGUUAAGCCCCCAGCCUUCGCUGCACCACGGUUUGCGAGACCCGCUCCACGACGACGCGGGUAGCCAUGACAACCAGAUGGAGUCUCCUCAGCAGCCGUUCAGCCACCACCAGGACCACUCGGACGAAGACGCUCCCAGCUCCGACGACCUGGAGCAAUUCGCCAAACAGUUCAAACAGAGGCGCAUCAAACUUGGUUUUACGCAGGCGGACGUGGGCUUAGCGCUGGGCACCCUUUACGGAAACGUCUUUUCCCAGACCACCAUCUGUAGAUUUGAGGCUCUCCAACUCAGUUUCAAGAACAUGUGUAAACUUAAACCUCUGCUUAACAAAUGGCUCGAGGAGACAGAUUCAAACACUGGCAGUCCCACGAAUUUGGACAAGAUUGCAGCACAGGGACGGAAACGAAAGAAGAGGACAUCCAUCGAAGUGGGAGUCAAAGGGGCAUUGGAAAACCAUUUCUUAAAGUGCCCCAAGCCGUCUGCCCACGAAAUCACAAGCUUAGCUGGCAGCCUGCAGUUGGAAAAAGAGGUUGUGCGUGUAUGGUUUUGCAACAGAAGACAGAAAGAGAAAAGAAUGACGCCCGUGGGGGUCCCUCACCCGAGCAUGGAGGACGUAUACUCACAAGCAGAGACACCCCCUCUUCAUCACACACUACAGAGUCCUGUCCAGUGACUGAUAACAUAAACAGUGUCAUUGCUUGAUAAAGAAAUUAGGAUGAGGACAAUGGAUUUUGUUUAUCAACCUUUGUUAUCCCAAGAGACCAGAGACAGAAAGUUUGGGAAGAGUUCGCUGACAGUGACCGGAGAAGCAGUCAUGGGACGCCAAUAAAUCUGAAUAACAUGAAAAUGCAUUCAUUGCUGGGUUAGCUUCAUGUGCAUUAUGAAACCAUUACACACGUUUACGAAAAUGUUAUCAUUUGUGCCAUUCUGGAAAAAACGAUAGAUUAUUCGCGCUGAUCAGAGGAAGCUAUAAGACACAAAAGGGCCAUGUCUCUUUGGUUUCCCAGGAUGGGUUCGCCCGUCUUGCUGUUUGUCUAAAGUAAAUCAACAAAGGAGAGUGGACAGUGAUUUUAUGAAAGCGAUUAACCAGAUUAAUAAUAACAAUG
Paramisgurnus dabryanus is the source of this 1827-nucleotide messenger RNA. It is a transcript of the gene pou3f1, whose product is annotated as POU class 3 homeobox 1. Gene Ontology annotation, cellular component: nucleus. The record is from RefSeq and is a predicted model, not a curated record. NCBI's taxonomy places the organism in Eukaryota, Metazoa, Chordata, Actinopteri, Cypriniformes, Cobitidae. Gene Ontology annotation, biological process: regulation of transcription by RNA polymerase II; brain development. Gene Ontology annotation, molecular function: RNA polymerase II cis-regulatory region sequence-specific DNA binding; DNA-binding transcription factor activity, RNA polymerase II-specific.